CAGCACCUGGCCAGUUAUCCAUAACCAUAUUUCGAUACACGCGAGUGCACUUUUUUAGACACAUACUGUACCGGAACAUUGCUCCUUUUCGAAACAAAACGCUUGUGACGUCGGUGACGUGGAGGGGAAAAGACGCCCGUUUGAGUCGCAUUUUGAUUUAUUUUGAAGAAGAGCUUGUGAUGCACAAGAAAAUAGGAUUUUGAGUAGCUCUUGGCUGUUGAAUUGUAGAUAACUAGUAACUCAACAAGUGUUAAAAACAAUGAACAUCAUACAGUUGAGACGUUCACGUUUACUGAGACUUAUUACUGUUUUGCUGCUGGUAGCAUGUGUAUUGUUCUUUGCUAAUCAAAAUCCAGUAGCAAAUGCAGUGAACUCUCAAGAUGGUCAUCACAAGGCAAAAUCCCGCGAAGUUAAAAAACUGUCUGUCUUCACACCUGAUAAAAUGGGAAAUUUUGAACCUCCUAUAGAAGCUCCAAGAUCAGGUCCCGGUGAAGGAGGAAAACCCCAUACAUUGCUUCCUGACCAAAGGAAUGAGGCCAGUCAAUCCAUAUCUGAAUUUGGCAUGAACAUGGUGGUCUCUGAUGAAAUCAGUCUUUCAAGAACAAUAAGUGACACAAGAACACCAGAGUGUCAACAUUGGAGUUAUCCAGAAGAUUUACCGAAAGCCAGUGUUGUCAUAGUUUUUCACAAUGAAGGAUGGUCAACACUUCUACGAACUGUGCAGUCUGUUAUUGAUCGUUCCCCACCACAAUUUCUGGAAGAAGUUUUGUUGGUUGAUGACUUCAGUGAGAAAGCUCAUUUAAAACGGAAACUGGAGGAUUUCAUAGAGAGAUACGAUGGAAAAGUCCGUCUCAUUCGUAAUAAGGAACGCGAAGGAUUAAUUAGAACACGAACUCGAGGAGCUGAGGAAGCUCGAGGAGAAGUUGUUCUAUUUCUUGAUGCACAUUGUGAAGUGGGACUUAAUUGGCUUCCUCCACUUCUGUACCCAAUAUAUUUGGACAGAACUACCAUGACUGUCCCGCUGAUCGAUGGAAUCGAUCACGAAAACUUUGAGUAUAGGCCUGUAUACCAAGGUGAAACUAACUUCCGGGGAAUCUUUGAAUGGGGAAUGUUGUACAAGGAAAACGAAGUACCUGAAAGAGAGGCACAGACGAGGACUUAUAAUAGUGAACCGUACAAAGCUCCAACCCACGCAGGAGGCCUAUUUGCUAUCGACCGAGCGUAUUUCCUCGAGAUUGGAGCUUACGACCCUGGUCUCCUAGUGUGGGGAGGAGAAAAUUUUGAGCUUUCAUUUAAGAUUUGGCAGUGUGGCGGUAAAAUUCUUUGGGUACCUUGUUCGCGUGUCGGUCAUGUAUACAGAGGUUUCAUGCCUUACACUUUCGGCAAACUUGCUGCAAACAAGAAGGGUUCUCUCAUCACCAUCAAUUAUAAACGUGUGAUCGAGGUGUGGUUUGACGAUAAGUAUAAAGAGUUCUUUUACACGCGUGAACCGACGGCCCGCUUCCUUGAUAUGGGCAACAUUACACAGCAGUUAGAAAUGAAGAAACGAUUAAAUUGCAAGAGUUUCGCUUGGUUCAUGGAAGAGGUAGCCUAUGAUGUGCUGGAUAAGUAUCCUGAACUUCCAGCUAAUCUACAUUGGGGUGAACUCCGUAAUACAGCUGCGCGUCAGUGCUUGGAUACCAUGGGUCAUCAACCCCCAAGUUUGAUGGGGAUUUCUCAUUGUCAUGGUUUUGGCAACAAUCAGCUAUUCCGCUUGAAUAAAGCCGGGCAAUUGGGUGUAGGUGAGCGAUGUGUCAAUGCAGACAGUCAAGGUGUUAAGCUGGUCGUUUGUCGUCUUGGAAGCGUUGAAGGCCCUUGGGAGUAUGAUGAGACUUCGAAAACGCUGUUGCAUAAGGUGCUGAAGCGAUGUUUGGCUGUCCAUCCACAGAACAAUCAUUUGACGCUGCUUCCGUGUGACACUGCCAACAACUACCAUCGUUGGGAAUUUCGUGAGAUCCAGCCAAAAUGAUUCUGAAAGUUAGGCGUUUGUGCUUAUGUACCCCAAAUUGUGCUGCCUUUGCCAUUCUCAGUAAUGUUUGGCGUGUUGAAAAUGCAAUGUUACUGUAAUAACACAUUCUAAUUUUUGUCUUGGUAUCAACUAUCAAGAUUUUUUUUGUCUGUUUCACACCAAAGUUGUUGCGGCCUACGUAUACUGUGAUGUGCUUCUCACGAGUGACCAUAUUAUUUCCCUCCAUUCCGGGUUCAAUCAUUCAACAGCUAGCGUUCCAGUUUCUCUAUAUAUGUUACUUGUGAAGCCUGAACUGCGUUGCUGGAAUCAAACUUUUUGCUUUUUUUUUUCGUUCGUGGUUGUGGGGAAAAUUUUGGGUUUGUUCAUUAUCACUAAAAAUACACAAGUUUGGUUUGA
Daphnia pulicaria is the source of this 2404-nucleotide messenger RNA. RefSeq names its product N-acetylgalactosaminyltransferase 7-like (gene Pgant7). The transcript is spliced from 12 exons. Bases 260 to 2008 code for a protein of 582 amino acids. The record is from RefSeq and is a predicted model, not a curated record. NCBI's taxonomy places the organism in Eukaryota, Metazoa, Arthropoda, Branchiopoda, Diplostraca, Daphniidae. Gene Ontology annotation, cellular component: Golgi apparatus.